AUGCACAGAAAGCGUGAACGCGAUAAUGAAAUCGCCCGAGUUCAACAGAGAGUUAGUGGAUUUAAUCCUCAAUGUAGCGAUGCAUGGGCAGGCCUUUGCCAGCAUUUUGGCUCGAAAAUUACACAAGAUGAAUUAGUUUCCAUUGCCGAAGCUAUAAAACCAUAUGCACAAGUCAAAUUAGACCGCGAUGCCCGGAGGCGUAAAAGCGUAAUACUCAAGUGGUACCAAGAUAAUUGGGCUCAAAUUAGUAAAUAUAUCAAAUAUGUAGUGUUAGAGGAUGAUUCAUCUGCUUAA
Trichomonas vaginalis G3 is the source of this 294-nucleotide messenger RNA. RefSeq lists its product as uncharacterized. Bases 1 to 294 code for a protein of 97 amino acids. The transcript has a single exon. The record is from RefSeq and is a predicted model, not a curated record. NCBI's taxonomy places the organism in Eukaryota, Parabasalia, Trichomonadida, Trichomonadidae.